GUGGCUUAGCUUCCUUCAUAUCUUCCUCCACCUAUCAUUCAUUCUUAACCAUCUAACAUUUUUUUAAUAAGCAAAAAAGAAGUCUAUUGCUGUAGUUAGUUGUAAAGGUAACAAAGGAGGGGAAAACAUGGCUACACAAGCUCUAGUGUCGUCAUCAUCUCUUACCUUCGCAGCUGAGGCUGUGAAGCAGAGUCUUGGAGCAAGAUCACUCCCAUCUUCAAUUGGGUCUUCUAGAAAAGGUUCCUUUAUUGUUAAGGCAGCUUCUCCUCCUGUUAAGAGUGGUGGAGCUGAUAGGCCCUUGUGGUUUGCAUCAAAGCAAAGUCUUUCUUAUUUGGAUGGCAGCCUUCCAGGUGACUAUGGAUUUGACCCUCUAGGACUUUCAGAUCCUGAAGGAACAGGAGGGUUCAUUGAGCCAAGAUGGCUAGCAUACGGCGAGAUAAUCAACGGCCGCUUCGCAAUGUUGGGAGCACUUGGAGCUAUAGCACCUGAAAUUCUCGGCAAAGCUGGUUUGAUCCCUGAGGAAACAGCACUUCCUUGGUUCCAAACCGGCGUGAUUCCGCCAGCAGGAACAUACAACUACUGGGCAGACAAUUACACACUGUUUGUGUUGGAAAUGGCACUCAUGGGAUUUGCAGAACACAGGAGACUCCAAGAUUGGUACAACCCCGGGUCGAUGGGAAAACAAUACUUUUUAGGACUUGAGAAAGGUCUUGGUGGUUCUGGUGAACCAGCUUACCCUGGUGGACCUUUCUUUAACCCUCUUGGUUUUGGUAAGGAUGAGAAAUCCUUGAAGGAUUUGAAGCUUAAGGAAGUUAAGAAUGGGAGGUUAGCUAUGUUGGCUAUAUUGGGUUACUUUAUUCAAGGUCUUGUGACAGGAGUUGGACCAUUCCAAAACCUCUUAGAUCAUCUUGCUGAUCCUGUCAACAACAAUGUCUUGACAAGUCUCAAGUUUCACUGAAUGUAUUAUAUGUUAAGUCAUUGCAUAUAUGUUGUGAACUAGUUGUUUUAUGAUAAUGCAGCCUUGUAAGAAAUGACAUGAAAAAUAACUAGAAAUAUUUGGCAUAUUUGUGUUAUAACU
Molecule: messenger RNA, 1078 nt
Organism: Cicer arietinum (chickpea)
Lineage: Eukaryota; Viridiplantae; Streptophyta; Magnoliopsida; Fabales; Fabaceae
Product: chlorophyll a-b binding protein 3, chloroplastic
Biological process (GO): photosynthesis, light harvesting
Cellular component (GO): membrane
Source: RefSeq, marked validated